AUGGAGCAGGAAGGGCUUUCCCGACCUCCCCGACCCUUGGCCGGGGACAGAAGCAGGCGGGAUCAGGACCGGUACUGUUCAUACCACCGAGAUGUGGGGCACGACACGGAGGACUGCCGCCACCUUAAGAGGGAAAUCGAAAAGCUGAUACGGAGAGGUCAUCUCGGGCAGUUUGUCCGUGAGGGGCGAACUGAUCAAAAGCAAGGGGGGUUCAAACGAGAUCGGACGACCAGCUCGCACGAUCGACCUCGGGUUCCUCGUGAUCGAACUCCAGAGAAGGGAGUUCAGAACCUAGCAGGAGUGAUCAACACUAUUGCAGGGGGACCUGCUGGGGGAGAUAGCCAUACGGCUCGGCGAAAUAAUCGACCUCACCCCAUUGGGGAGAGCUCGAACAAGCGCUUAAAGAUGUAUGAGGAGAUCAUCUAUGGGCCAGAGGACGCGGUACCCUUGGCCUCCAAUAACCAUAAGGCAAUUGUGAUAGAAGUCAUCACGUGCAACUACAAAGUAAAGAAGGUAUACAUCGACAAUGGGAGCACCAUCGAUGUGCUGUACUACAAAACUUUCAAAGAGCUGCAGCUGGAGGAUAAGCAGCUCAUUCCAGUUCGUACUCCUUUGAUAGGUUUUGCAGGUCCGCCAGUAAAGCCAGAGGGAAUGAUAACCCUCAUGGUCACUAUAGGGGAGUCACCGAAGUGCCGAACUAUUCCGGUGAAUUUCGCGGUGGUAAAGGAGCCAUCCUCCUACAACAUGAUACUAGGACGUCCAACCCUAAACGCACUCCGAGCUGUCUGUUCGACCUUACACCUUAGCAUGAAGUUUCCAACGCCCGAUGGAGUGGCCGAGGUGCUAGGAGACCCGGAGGUAGCUCGGGCCUGCUAUAUAGCGACCCUCAAGGGUAAGGAGAAGCUGGUAGCCCAGGUAGCCUAUCUGGAACCCUGGGAACCUGCUGAAAAAGUGGAGAGGUUGGAGACGGACGAGAGUCUGGUUGAAUUGCCUAUCUGCCCCGAACGACCCGAUCGGGUGGUUCGGGCUGGAUCCGGCCUAAGCGAGCUGACGUGGAGAGCCCUGGAGUCUCUCCUGGAGGAAUACGCCGAGAUUUUUGCUUGGAGUGCUGACGACAUGCCCGGAGUUCCUCCCGAACUGGCAGUUCACAAGUUGCACGUGGACCCGAGCAUCCGGCCAGUGAAGCAAAAGAAGAGAAACUUCGCGCCUGAACGCAACGAGGUUGUCAAAGAGGAGGUAGGCAAACUGUUGGAGGCCAAAAUUGUGAAAGAGAUCUACUACCCGACCUGGCUAGCCAAUCCCGUGUUGGUGAAAAAGGAGGAUAGGGCGUGGCGGAUGUGCGUAGACUUCACCGACCUGAACAAAGCUUGUCCGAAGGAUUGCUACCCCCUCCCUCGCAUCGACCAGCUGGUCGAUUCAACUACUGGAUGCGAGAUUUUCUGCUUUCUGGACGCCUUCAAAGGGUAUCACCAGAUAGUCCUGGACGAGGAGGAUCAAGAGAAGACUGCCUUCAUCACCGAGUACGGCACGUACUGCUAUACCACCAUGCCAUUUGGGUUGAAGAAUGCCGGCGCGACCUACCAACGACUGGUCAACAAGUUGUUCAAGAACCAGAUCGGUCGAAACAUGGAAGUGUACGUAGAUGACAUGCUGGUGAAAAGCCGAACUCAGGAGCAGUUCAUCAACGACCUCAGAGAGAUCUUUGACGUCCUACGGAGCUCGCGGAUGCGGCUGAACCCCAAGAAGUGCACUUUCGGGGUUAGGUCGGGCAAGUUCUUAGGGUACAUGAUAUCCAAGGACGGGGUAAGAGCUAACCCUGACAAGGUAAAGGCUAUCAUGGACAUGGCUCCUCCACGAAACAUAAAGGAGGUCCAGCGAUUAGCGGGCAGGAUGGCGGAUCUAAACAGGUUCUUGUCGAAAUCGGCAGUUCGGGGAUCCCCUUUUUUCAAAGCCUUGCGAAGAGGUCCUCAAUUUGAAUGGACCCCCGAGUGUCAGAAAGCCUUUAGCGAGCUAAAAGGUCACAUCGCUCAGUUGCCAGCCUUGACUUCUCCCGCUCAGGAAGAAACCCUGCUGAUCUAUCUGGCAGCUUGGGAGGAGGCGGACAGUGCGGUGCUAGUUCGGGAGGAUGGCAAAGUCCAGAGACCCGUAUACUAUGUCAGCCGAGCUCUGCAGGGCGCGGAGCCAAGAUACACUAUGAUCGAACGGUAUGUUCUAGCAUUAGUCCACGCGGCCAGGAAGCUCAGGUCAUAUUUUCAGGCUCACCCCGUGGUGGUAAUGACCGACCAGCCACUCAAACAAAUUCUUUCAAAGCCUGAUGCGUCAGGGAGAAUGGAAUCACAGGUCGAGCGGACCAGAGACACAGCCAAGGCCAAGCAGGUCGGAGAAGCUGUCGAGGCCGCGCAGACCUCCAAGUCCCCACCGACCCAAGACGCAGCAGAGGCCAGGCAGGCCGGAGAAGCUGCCCAGGUCGAGCAAGCCACCAAGACUUCCGAGGCCGAGCAGACCUUAGACGCAGUCGAGGCCGAGCAGGCCGAAGGACCUGCCAAGGUCGGACAGGCCCCAAAGGAAGCCAAGGCCGAACAGAUCGGAGACGCAGCGGAGGCUGAACAGGCCAGAGAGGCUGUUGAGAUUGAACAGGCCACCGGCAAAGUCGAUCAGACCAUUCCGACCUGGACGCUGUUCGUGGAUGGGUCGUCGAGCAAGGAAGGAUGCGGAGCAGGGCUUCUCCUGACCAGCCCCCUGGGGGAUGAGUUGGCUUACGCCCUGAGAUUUGAUUUCAGAGCCUCCAACAACGAGUCCGAGUAUGAGGCCCUGGUCGCGGGGAUGAUGAUAGCUCGAAAGCUAGGGGCCGAGUCAAUAGAAGUCUACAGCGACUCGCAACUGAUAGUCAACCAGGUAGGGGGAAGUUACGAAGUUAAAGAGGAACCCCUAAGAAGGUACGUCGCCAAAGUACAUGAGCUGAGAACUCAGUUCAAGGUAUUUACGCUCAAGCAGGUCCCGCGAAGCCAAAAUAAGAGAGCGGAUGCUCUGUCCAAGCUGGCUUCCACCUCGGUCGGUACGUUGAACAAAGAGGUCUUGGUGGAGGUCGUCAGAAAUCGGGCGUUUGACCGGGUAAACGCGGCUGUUAUUCAAGUAAUGAGCUCAUGGAUGGAUCCCGUCGUACGGUACCUAGCUAGUGGAGAGCUCCCUCCAAGCCGGGUGGAGGCACGGAGGGUCCUCCUCAGGUCGCAGGGAUACGAGCUCUCGAAUGGGGUACUCUACAAGAAAUCCUACCUACGCCCGUGGCUGAGGUGUAUAACUCCGGAGGAGGGAGACUACAUCCUGCGUGAGCUGCAUGAGGGUAUCUGUGGAAACCACGUCUGCCCAAGGGUUUUGGCCAAGAAAGGAAUGCUGUCUGGAUACUAA
Molecule: messenger RNA, 3405 nt
Organism: Coffea eugenioides
Lineage: Eukaryota; Viridiplantae; Streptophyta; Magnoliopsida; Gentianales; Rubiaceae
Exons: 2
Coding region: 1-3405 (1134 amino acids)
Molecular function (GO): RNA-DNA hybrid ribonuclease activity; nucleic acid binding
Source: RefSeq, a predicted model, not a curated record